This is a messenger RNA of Coccinella septempunctata (seven-spotted ladybird), 1917 nucleotides long. Its product is annotated as switch-associated protein 70-like. NCBI's taxonomy places the organism in Eukaryota, Metazoa, Arthropoda, Insecta, Coleoptera, Coccinellidae. Gene Ontology annotation, cellular component: nucleus; cytoplasm. The coding region runs from base 173 to 1792 and encodes 539 amino acids. The record is from RefSeq and is a predicted model, not a curated record. The transcript has 3 exons.
UUUUUCAAUAACCAAAUCUUAAGAAGACCCUGCUUAUAGACAACCAAAGAUACAGUGCCAAGUAUUGCUAGUUCAUAAGAUUAGUCAGUCCUCUCAACAUUAUUAUUGAAGGUUGCAUAAACGAAGAGACUGAACUUCAACCAGAUCCACAAGUGAGUAAACCCAAGUUGAUAUGGCUGUGCUACUCGAAAAUACUACCAAUAUAGUGUGGCAAGCUUUCGUCUCUCUCCAGCAAGACGACAGUGGUUUCGUGCAUAAAUCAAAAUUGAAGGUGCUCACAGCUAAUAUUGGAACUGUACUGGAUUUAUACGGGGUAGAAAAAGGUAUAGAACACUUCAGGAGUUCGCAGACACUGAACUUCAUCCAGUACAAAUACUACCUCCAAAAGGAAGUUUUCAGCUCCUUACCCGACAAGCUCAACCUCACCGAGCUCAGAAACUACGAAUCCAGCAUCGCGGACAUCUGCUGGGUGCUGUGUAGAAAACAAUUCACACCUAGAAAAAACUCGAAAUUUUCCGAAACAUCCCUGUUUCAAAUAUUCCGAAUAUUUUCAGUUUUAGCCGAACUAAUACCGGAUAGUAAAAAUGAAAAUGGAUAUCAGGUGCUCCUUCACCCCUCCGAGGCUCGCUAUGUAUCCCAAAAGGUAGCUAAAUCCUUAGGGUGCCACUUCGAUGACGAAGAUUUCAUCAACCUGAACGUCUCCAUGAGCAGCAUCAGGUUCAGCGCCUUCGUAGCGCUGAUAGAAUCGAAAUGCCUAUCGGGAAUCACAGAUUCCCUAGCAAUUUCUGAGGCCAUAGCCGAUAUUUACCAGACCAUUGUAGAAGACGUCAUCAAGAAGGGUCUGAUGACCAAGAAGGGCUACAUAUUCCCAGCCAUGAGGGAGUUCUGGUUUGUGUUACGCCCUUCAGAAUUAACCUAUUUCAAAACACGUACCGAAAAAGACAGAUGCGGUACGAUUCCCAUUGAAUCCGGAAGUAGAAUCGAAUCCAAAUCCGGAAACAGGAUUGCCUUGUGUACUCCUGACAGAACCUACGAGUUUGGAACAACGGACUAUAUGACCAGACUACAAUGGAUCUCAGCCUUUCAGCUUGCAGCGGAUCACGCUGAUGGUUCCCAGAGCUACCAGCGGCUGCAGUUCGCCAAGAGAAAACUCCUGAGACGGGAUAGGUUUCAAGAAAUGGUCAUAGCCAAAGCGCAGCUGCAACAGGAGAGGAUCAUGAGGGAAAUGGCUGAAGAUGAAGCUAAGGAGUUGAAAGCGGUGGUGAUUGAGGAAACUAAGAAGUUGAACGACUUGGAGGAGCUGAAGGAGAAAUUGGAGAAGCUUUUGGUCGAGGAAACGCAAGCGAAAAGGGACGAGGAGAUUGUGAGGAAUCUACAAGCGAGAGUACUGGCCGAGGAGUGGGAGAAAAGGGAGGAGUUGGAAAGGCUCCAGGAAGAGCAGAGGCUGCUGCUGGAAGAGGAAAGAAAAAAGAGAUUGGAGUUUGAGGAGCUGCAGAGAAGCAAAGAACAACAACUGAGAGACGCUGAAGAAAGAUUGAAGCAGCUGGAGAAGGAAAAACAGCUGCUAGACGACCAACUCAGGAAUGCCCACCAAAAUAUCAAGAAAUCGGAAAACGAGAAGGAAAUUAUAGAGGCUAGGUUAUAUCAAGUGUCACCAAGUCUCAAAAAUGCGACCCCAGUUAGAAGAAGUCAAUCCUUCAUCCCAAGCACCAAGCAACGACCCAUCAUUCUGAGAUCAACAAAAAAACAGGAUACUGAUAAAAGUAAAAGAUCCUCAGAAAUUUUGGAUUGAUACUGAUUAUGAGGACCAUAUACUAUUUAAAUAUUAUAUUUGAUUUUCUGAUUCAGUUUUCAAGCGCUCUCUAUAAAAAAAUAACUGUAAAUGAUUCGAAAUAAAAAUAAGAUAAAAAAUAAAAA